This is a messenger RNA of Puccinia triticina, 1185 nucleotides long. RefSeq lists its product as uncharacterized. The record is from RefSeq and is a predicted model, not a curated record. NCBI's taxonomy places the organism in Eukaryota, Fungi, Basidiomycota, Pucciniomycetes, Pucciniales, Pucciniaceae. The transcript has 4 exons. Bases 1 to 1185 code for a protein of 394 amino acids.
AUGAACCUCCACUUCGUCUUCUUCGUGCUCCUCAGCCUGGCCGUCGCCGCCCUCUGUCUCUUCGACAUCAUCCGCCAGACAGCCUCCGCACUCCGCCCGACGGCCAUCCAGCUCACCGCCAUCGCCCUCGGCUCCUGCUUCCUCGUCCUCGUCGUCUCCUUCUUCACCUCCCUCUCCCGCUACCUCACCGUCAAACAUGCCCUCGCACUCAUCCCCAAGCCAUACAUCCCCAUCUCCCAGCUCGACCUGCCCCGCCCAAUCGCCCAGACCAUCAACCAAGAGUACGCCCGCAUCGCCAUCAUCGCCCACCUAGCCAGCAAGCCCGACAACUCGCACCCCCACCAACGAGGCGGACUGGCCGGAUGGGGCAAACCCGGGACGAUCCACCAAGCCAAACGGUUUUCCGAUCAGAUCCUGAAAGACUUCGCCUCAAUCGAGCGUGCCCUCGAUGGCUUGUUACCCACCCAACCCAAGCCACCCAUUCCGACCCGCCAAUCCGCAACGCUCGACGGCCCCCUCACCCGAUAUCUCGACAUCCUCACCCCAUCCUCACCCACCCAACCCACACCCAUCCUCCUCACACCCCCUCAGAAACUCAUCCUCAACCGAUACGCACUCCUCAUCCAGAAAUCUCUGUCCCCAACCGCGAUCGUCUCCGAAGCCGACUACCAGGUCGCCUGCAAAUGCCUCGUGAUCCUCGUCGAUCAGAUCCAGCUCUCCCGCUCGCCUGAUUGGUCUAACCCGGAGGGAUUCGGUCCCAAAGGACAUCCGCUCUACCAGGGCAUCAGGUUCAAGGACGCGAUCAUCGAAACGGCGAUCAAACUAGAGAAAUCAUUAGCACAGAAGCUCAUGGCUCAAUCGACCAAACCGGGCAAGCCGAGCAGUCUCACGCCUCCCUCGACGAUGCAAACGAGCCGGCCGGGGAGCGGGAUGCGGACGACGGUGGCGGGAGGGGGAACGACGACGAGCGGGAAGGAGGCGAUCGAGAACCUGCUCAAGAAGAUCUUCCCACUCAUCUAUCCCCCCUUCCUCCCCAGCGCCUAUGGUCCGAUCAUCACCGGCUACGAAGCUCUCAUCAGGGAUAUCUCCUUCAUCCAUCCUCACUUGGAACGCUCGCUUGAGGAAUACGAAUACGCACUCAGGUGUAUCGGCUCACUCAUCUCGCACGUCCAUAAAACUUUGUAG